UUCAGAUUUCCGACUGCCCGUGAAGACACCCGCAGCUCCAUCACGAACCCUGUCGCCACCUCAACUUUCUUUUUGGUUCCUCCCGUGAAGGUGAAUCCGUCGCCGGCCAUCGCAAGCAGAGAGACCCCGGUUAAAUAAAACGGCCAUGAAGUUGUCUAUAAUCCGUAGCGCCUGUGGCAGCCUUCGGAUACAUCCAACCCACCCAGGAAGCAGGAUCGGCGGCUUGUCCCGGAGAUGCCUCCCGGUUGGUCCUGCCAGCCGCCGGUUGAUGGUCCGGACCGCCGCUACCACCGGCGGCGGUACCAACCCAAAACUAGCCGUUAACUUCAGGAAACAGCCCCAGGAGGACGGCGGGUUUGAAUGCGACACUUCUUUGAGGGAAGUGGUUCAGAGCACCAAGGAGGCAAUGCUGGCUCUGCAGAGGAGAAAUCCAUCAAUCCAACCUCUGUUAGCCAUUAUACAGGCAGGUGAAGAUGACAGCUUGUUGGAGAUCAAUAAGAAAAUUGCAGGAACGAUUGGCCUAAACAUCACUCAGAUUUGUCUGGCGAAGGAGUGCAGUGAAGAUGAAAUUGUGGAGGAGGUGUUGAAGCUGAAUGAAGACCCCAGGGUGCACGGAGUCUACCUCCACCUCCCCCCUGCUUCCCUCACCAGUCGAGUGCUGAACACACUCAAACCUGAGAAGGAUGUAGACGGGAUAUCAGAUUUGAAUAUGGGCCGUCUGGUUCGAGGAGACCUCAGCAAAGGCUUUGUUCCACCCAUAGCCAACGCUGUCCUGGAUCUGCUGGAGAAACACGACACUUCUUUGGAAGGAAAAACUGUGUUGCUGGUUGGAGGAGAAGGAUCCCUUGGAGUGGCCCUGCAGUGCCUGAUUGAAAGAAGAGGAAUGGUAGUUUUUAAGAGUCAUUGGAGCUCCAAGAGCCUACAGAGACAGGUGAUGCAGGCUGAUGCUCUGGUCCUGUUAGGGGCAGGGACCAUAGAUGUCCCACCCAGCUGGGUUAGACCAGGAGCUGCGGUCAUCCGCUGUCAGCCUUCGCUGGAGACAGAUGCCAUUGAGAUGUUCUCAAAGUCUGGGUUAGGAUACCUCACAGCAGCUUAUAGAACACAGAAUGUGGUGCAUAAUUGCAGUCGGUGGUUCCAGGAGCAGCAGUACCGACCCUGGCAUCUGCGCAGCCUCAAACUGCAGCCCCUGACCCCUGUACCAAGUGACAUAGAGAUUUCUAGAGCUCAGACACCUAAGCCAGUGGACCAACUGGCUGCAGAGAUUGGUGUGCUGCCAGAAGAGCUUGAAGCCUAUGGCAGGAGCAAAGCUAAGGUCCAACUCUCCCUGUUAGACCGCCUCCACACACAGCCCGAUGGGAAAUAUGUACUGGUUGCUGGUAUAACUCCCACCCCACUGGGCGAAGGUAAAAGCACAGUGACCAUCGGCCUCGUCCAGGCCCUGUCUGCCCACCUUAAGCUCAACUCCUUCGCCUGUCUCCGACAGCCUUCCCAGGGACCCACAUUCGGGGUUAAAGGGGGAGCUGCAGGAGGGGGAUAUGCCCAGGUCAUCCCUAUGGAGGAGUUCAACCUCCAUCUGACUGGUGACAUUCAUGCCAUCACAGCUGCCAAUAACCUGGUGGCAGCAGCCAUCGAUGCCAGGAUGCUCCAUGAGGCGACGCAAUCAGACAAGGCCCUUUUCAAUAGAUUGGUCCCUUCAGUGAAUGGAGUCAGAAGAUUUUCACCCAUCCAGAUCUCCAGGCUAAACCGUCUAGGGAUCAAUAAAACAGACCCGGCAUCUCUCACCCCCCAGGAAGUCAGCACCUUUGUCCGUCUUGACCUUGACCCUUCCAAGAUCACCUGGCAGAGAGUUGUUGACACAAAUGACCGUUUCUUGAGGAAGAUCACAGUUGGACAGGCAAGCACGGAAAAAGGCAUGAUAAGAGAGACCGGGUUCGACAUUGCAGUGGCCAGCGAGAUCAUGGCCAUCCUGGCUCUGGCAGACAGCCUGGAGGACAUGAAAAACAGACUGGCCCGCAUGGUGGUGGGGACCAGCCGCUCCGGACAGCCCAUCACUGCAGAGGACCUGGGUGUGAGUGGAGCUCUGGCGGUGUUAAUGAAAGAUGCCAUCAAGCCCACGAUGAUGCAGACCCUCGAGGGUACGCCAGUGUUUGUCCACGCUGGGCCCUUUGCCAACAUCGCCCAUGGCAACUCCUCGGUGCUGGCGGACAAGCUGGCUUUGAAGUUGGUUGGACGGAACGGCUUUGUGGUGACAGAAGCUGGUUUUGGAGCAGACAUCGGGAUGGAGAAGUUUUUCAACAUCAAGUGUCGGGCUUCAGGGCUGAGGCCAAAUGUGGUGGUGCUGGUUGCAACUGUGCGAGCGUUAAAGAUGCACGGUGGAGGCCCAAAUGUGUCAGCAGGCGCGCCUCUUCCCAGAGAGUACAUCGAUGAGAAUCUGAGCCUAGUUGCAGGUGGUUGCCGUAGCAAUCUCAGGAAACAGAUCCAAAUCGCACACCUGUUUGGGGUACCAGUUGUGGUAGCGCUCAAUGUGUUCAAGACAGACACCCAGGCAGAGAUUGACCUCGUGUGUCAGCUAGCAAAAGAGUGCGGAGCGUCUGACGCUGUGCCGUGUCACCACUGGGCGCAGGGCGGGCGGGGUUCCCUAGAGCUGGCCCAAGCUGUGAAUGAGGCUACCAGCAGGCCAAGCAACUUCCAGUUCCUGUACAACAUAGAGAUGCCGAUAGUUGAGAAGAUCAGAACAAUCGCCCAGAAAGUGUAUGGAGCUGAUGACAUUGAGCUGUCUCCAGAGGCCGAGGCCAAGAUAGAUUACUACAAUCAACAGGGCUACGGUUCAUUGCCCAUAUGCAUGGCCAAGACUCACCUGUCCCUGUCCCACAUGCCCGACAAGAAGGGUGCACCCACUGGAUUCACUUUGCCAAUCAGAGAUGUGCGUGCCAGCAUUGGGGCCGGCUUCAUCUUCCCACUUGUGGGAACGAUGAGCACCAUGCCUGGUCUGCCAACCCGACCCUGUUUCUACGACAUUGACCUUGACCCGGUCACAGAAGAGAUCACUGGGCUCUUCUGAGGAUGCUCCAGUUAAAGAUAUCCAUAUAUAGGAUCCUCCAUCAGACUCAUCCUUUCUCUCUACCUUGGACAAGAAAUGCUUUCUCACUCUUCCCUGCCGCCCAAAACUCUCCCCACAUUACAUUAACAUGUUUACUGGAGCGUUAGCUUCUAUGCUGUAAUUUGCACACAUUAUGUGACAUGCCAAAGACGACCGUCUACAUCCAUAUCUUGUAUACCGUUUAUUCUGUAUGGUUUUUUUACCUCUCUGUACAAUGUCUUCUAUGGAAUAGUCAGUUUAAGUUUUCAGUCAGCUUGAAUUUUACUUUAAUGUUGUUUUCAUAGACUAAUAAUAUUCCUUUUUUGUUGUGAAAAACUCAAAUGUCUUACAACUGUGCUGCAUUUUUAUUUUUUUUUAAAAAUAAGUCUUAAGCUUUUUAAUUGAAAUGGGGAGCAGCUUGUGUAUUUAUUAACUAAAUUGCUGUUGUACGCACAAAAAGCCAUUACGGUGUUUAAUGUAACCUCUUGUGUCCAAACCUGCUGGAUGCUGCUGAAUGUCCCAGCUGCUCUACUGUCUGAAUGAAACACACUACAAGUUACAGACUCAUCACGUCAAAGCCAUUUUUUAAAGAUUUUGUUCAAGUAUUACAUUUUUAUGUGAUGGGAAAAAAAGUGUAUAUAUAUCCAGCCUGAAUAUGUGGCAUUUGAUGGUUAAUGCUUAUAUCAUAAAUGUUUGCAAGUAUUUUAUGAUGUUACUGGAGGUGGUCUUAAUUUCAGGCGAGGUGUCCCUCCUCUUUACAUUUCAGACUUACACGUUACUUAUCAGAUAGAAAUACCAGUGUCAGUAUGUCUUGAUUAAUCACAAUGUAAUCACAGGUGUACCUGAAGCUUUUUGUUAAAGUUUAAACUUCAUACAGUCGUCCAGUCUUGUUUAGAAAAUAACUAUAGUUCUCAUUGGCAACAGUUGUAUGUGAAACAUUUUGGUUCUCAGAGAUCAAAAGUGUGUGCCUUUUUUCCUCAAAUAAACCUUUCAUUUACUCUAAAA
Dicentrarchus labrax (European seabass) is the source of this 4084-nucleotide messenger RNA. RefSeq names its product methylenetetrahydrofolate dehydrogenase (NADP+ dependent) 1 like (gene mthfd1l). Gene Ontology annotation, cellular component: cytosol. Gene Ontology annotation, molecular function: formate-tetrahydrofolate ligase activity; methylenetetrahydrofolate dehydrogenase (NADP+) activity; ATP binding. The record is from RefSeq and is a predicted model, not a curated record. The coding region runs from base 146 to 3061 and encodes 971 amino acids. Gene Ontology annotation, biological process: tetrahydrofolate interconversion. The transcript has 28 exons. Lineage: Eukaryota; Metazoa; Chordata; Actinopteri; Moronidae.